Molecule: messenger RNA, 2400 nt
Organism: Xylaria bambusicola
Lineage: Eukaryota; Fungi; Ascomycota; Sordariomycetes; Xylariales; Xylariaceae
Product: guanosine-diphosphatase
Exons: 3
Coding region: 356-1996 (546 amino acids)
Biological process (GO): nucleoside diphosphate catabolic process; protein N-linked glycosylation
Cellular component (GO): Golgi apparatus; membrane
Molecular function (GO): GDP phosphatase activity; UDP phosphatase activity
Source: RefSeq, a predicted model, not a curated record
CCUAGCCAACCAUUUCAAUAACCUUGAAAAUUAGGGUCAAGAUUUUCGAGGUUGAAUUAGCCUGCGGCUUUCCUAUUGACUGCUUAUCUAUCUAAUUUCCCCUAUCUUGCCACAGUGUUCCCGGGUUGACUCGACACAACGACGCUCGUUCAUCACCAACUGCCAGGCAGUUAAGUAAUUUGACUUACUGACGACGACGCUAGCUCGCCCGUCUGCCAUCGAUUCCCUUGACUCCCGAUUAUCUCUGGUCUCGAGGACUCUGGGAUUCCCGCCGUUGCGCGUACUCUCUCUAGCCUCACUCUCUUUCCUUACCUUCUUCCCCAUUCCGUGUGGGGAUGCUCUGUUGUUAAAGGGUAUGAGGAGAACAUCCGUCUCGUUGCCUACGAAGCAAGUCCGGCGCGACCCUCACGAGAAACCCGGCCGGUACGACACCGGUCACAAAGAACUAGGCAUCUUGGAGAAGCUACAAUACGCCGGAAUGAAUCCGGCCCAGAAAUCGCGGUGGCUUAAGACCACUGCCAUUGUUGUUUUCAUCCUCUUCCUUUUCUACUAUGUGUCGCCCAAGGGUGUAGAUUACUACCAGGGAGUAUCACGACCUGGUGGUCAAACCCCUGCCGAUUCAUCGUAUGGCACCGAUAAAUGCACGAAAUCAUACUCGAGGGACAAGCCCAUCGUUCAAUAUGUGCUCAUGAUCGACGCUGGUAGCACUGGAUCUCGUAUUCACGUUUAUAAAUUCAACAACUGUGGUCCCACCCCCGAACUGGAAGGCGAGGAGUUCAAGAUGACCGAGAAGAGCGUUGGUGGCUUGAGUAGCUAUAAGGACGACCCGGUCGCCGCCGCUAAGACUCUAGAUCCUCUUCUCGCCGUGGCCAUGGAGCACGUUCCCGACAAACUGAAGGGAUGCACUCCGAUCGCUGUCAAGGCCACAGCUGGUCUGCGCAUGAUUGGAACCGAAGCGGCUGACGCAAUUUUGAAAACUGUACGAGAACAUCUUGAAAAGAAUUAUCCUUUCGCCGUGGUUUCUGAGAAGGAGAGUGGUGUCACUAUCAUGGACGGCUCCGAUGAGGGCGUAUACGCCUGGAUUACCACAAACUACCUCCUGGGGAAGAUCGGCGGCCCUGAUGACAGCCCUACUGCUGCAAUUUUCGACUUAGGCGGUGGGUCAACUCAGAUCGUUUUCGAGCCAACGUUUAAGGGACUCGCUUCUGGGGGGAUGCCCGAGAAGAUGGCCGAAGGUGAUCACAAGUAUGACUUGGCUUUUGGGGGACGAAAGUUCGAGCUAUACCAGCACUCCCAUCUCGGAUAUGGUCUCAUGGCGGCUCGCAAUGCGAUCCAUCUGGAACUACUGAAUGACAUAUAUGCGAAGGAGAAGAGCCGUGAUUUCCUCCAGAAACCAAUCCGGAACCACCCUUGUAUCAAUGCUGGCCAAACCGACACUAUCAAGGUCAAACUACCUGAAGGCAGCCCGCUAGGCACAGGCGAGCUCAAACUCCAGGUAUCAGGUCCUGCUAUCCCGGCCCCAGCUCAGUGUCGAAGCUUGACUGAUAGGAUCCUGGCGAAAGAUGCUGAGUGUGCGCUGGCUCCUUGCUCUUUCAAUGGUGUCCACCAGCCCUCGCUAGCGAAGACAUUUGCGCGGGAAGAUGUCUACAUUUUCUCAUUCUUCUUCGACCGCACGAAGCCUCUAGGCAUGCCAGACUCCUUUACGCUGAGAGAGCUUCACGAUUUGACAAACACGGUCUGCGGUGGCGAAGACUCCUGGGCCGGUUUCAGCAACCUCCCUGAGGCCCUAGACGAACUCCAUGACCGUGGCGAAUACUGCCUCGACCUCAACUUUAUGAUUAGUCUACUACACACAGGCUAUGAUAUGCCAAUUGACCGUGAGGUUAGAAUAGCUAAAAAGCUAAAGGGCAAUGAGCUGGGAUGGUGCUUAGGAGCAAGUCUACCAUUGUUGGCAAAGGACUCUGGCUGGACGUGUAGAAUCAACCAAGUCUACUAAAAACACGUUUGCGAACUUUCUAUAUAGCAGACAGACACAGAUCGAAUUAAGCGCCGAUGAAAUCAUGGGACAUCACUAGACUUCUUACUAUAUUAUUCACGCUACUAAUGAAGUGGAGGUAAAAACCGAAGGAUAUAUACAUGCUCGGGGGAUCGGAAGAUUUGGGCAUUAGGGCCUGGCGUUUGCGGAAACACUGAAAUUCCGGGUGUUGUAGAAAUUAUGAAACGUGGCGCAUGACAGAAAACGAUUACUAUUACCAUUAUCAUCAUUGUCUUCUCGCAUAUUUUCCAGAGAGGGCUUAAACGCGGAGGAGUGGACGAUAAUGCUGCUGUUUCUAUCAUUCAUGUACUUAUUAUAGGACGUUCUGAGUCUCGUCAAUAUCAAUGAAGUUUGGAAAUACUAAU